Molecule: messenger RNA, 198 nt
Organism: Stylonychia lemnae
Lineage: Eukaryota; Ciliophora; Spirotrichea; Sporadotrichida; Oxytrichidae
Source: the annotation of a GenBank genome assembly
AUGAGUUCCUACUUUACAAAACUAGGCUAUUUCUUGUUUGGAGUUGGCAUUGUAAAUCUCUCAUCCUACACUACUCUUAAGAACUAUCAAGAUAAAAAUAAGGCAGAGCUAGAAAAGAUAUUUGAGUAGCACUAAAAUGAACUCACAAUCAAGAAUUUAGAUGUUCAACCUCUUAAUUUAUAAGCAUCUGUUUUAUGA